AUGAAUAAAGCUUUGCUUCUGCUUUUUUUGGUUUUCUGUAAUAGUUCUCACUCUAGUGGACUCAUUACUAAUGUCACCACAAGACCUGAUGUAUUGAACAUUGGUUCGAUAUUCACUUUCGAUUCCGUCAUUGGCAAAAUCGCAAAACUUGCAAUAUCAACUGCAGUUGAAGAUGUGAAUUCCAAUCCCAACAUUCUCAAUGGAACAAAGCUCUCACUCAAAUUGCACAACACCAAAUCGAGUGACUUCCUCGGAAUUGUUGAAGGUAUGAAAAAUCUUCAGGCAAAAAGAUUACUUAAUGACACUUCUUUGGGGCUAAACACAUAUGGCCUGUAUGCGUAUGAUUCAGUGUUGCUUCUUGCUCAAGCAAUCGAAUCAUUUUUCGCUAAUGGGGGCAACAUUUCCUUUUCAAAUGACACAAAUUUGAGGGAAUUAAGUGGUGGGAAGUUGAAUCUUGAUGCUUUGAACAUUUUCAAUGGAGGCAGGCAAUUGCUCAAAAUCAUUUCAGAAGUUAACAUAACUGGCUUAACAGGGCUUAUGAAGUUUGAUGCGGAUGGGAACUUGCUCAAUCCUACAUUUGAAGUCAUCAAUGUGAUUGGCACAGGGACUAGAACUAUUGGCUAUUGGUCUAACUCCUCUGGUUUACAUGUUCUUCCUCCAGAAAAGCUCCAAAUGAAGCUGCAGACUAAUGACCCCAGCGCCGGUGCUCAAAAACUGUACAGUGUGAUCUGGCCUGGACAAACAACUCAGAAGCCUCGUGGAUGGGCUUUCCCGGACAAUGGAAGAAAGCUCAGGAUUGGAGUCCCCAAUCGAGUCAGCUACCACGAGUUUGUAGGUGUAAAAGGCACUGAUAUCACUGGUUACUGCAUUGAGGUCUUUCAAGCUGCACUAAAUGAGUUACCAUAUGGUGUACCAUUCAAAUAUGUCUCUUUUGGAGAUGGUACCAAAAACCCAGAAAACAAUGAUCUUCUGCACAGAAUCCAAAUUGGGGAAUUUGAUGGUAUAGUAGGAGAUAUUACAAUCACUACAAACAGAACAAAGAUGGUGGAUUUUACACAACCUUAUAUUGAGUCAGGGCUAGUUGUGGUUGCUCCAAUAAGGAAGAUGAAUUCUAGUGCUUGGGCUUUUCUGAGACCUUUUACUCCAAUGAUGUGGGGUGUUACUGGUGUGUUCUUCCUAGUUGUGGGAGCAGUUGUUUGGAUUUUGGAGCGCAGGACUAAUGAGGAUUUCAGGGGGCCUCCAAGAAGGCAAUUUGUCACAAUUGUUUGGUUUAGCUUUUCGACUUUGUUCUUCUCCCAGAAAGAGAAAACUGGCAGCACACUUGGUCGCUUUGUGCUGAUCAUAUGGCUAUUUGUAGUGCUAAUACUCAACUCCAGCUACAUUGCAAGCUUGACGUCGAUCCUCACAGUGGAGCAACUUUCUUCACCUGUGAAAGGGAUUGAAAGUUUAGCAACAAGCACUGAUCCCAUUGGUUUUCUAAGGGGUUCCUUUGCUGAAGCUUACUUAACCGACGAGCUGAACAUACAUCACAACAGACUCUUUCCCCUUAACUCGCCUGAAGAGUAUGAGAAGGCCUUGAAGAAUGGUCCUAGUGCAGGUGGUGUUGCUGCAGUGAUUGAUGAGCGUGCAUACAUGGAGCUUUUCCUCUCUAGUCGAUGUGGAUACAGUAUUGUUGGUCAAGAGUUCACCAAAAUGGGUUGGGGAUUUGCCUUUCCAAGGGACUCGCCAUUGGCAAUCGACAUGUCGACCGCAAUAUUGAAGCUAUCGGAGAACGGAAUCCUUCAAAAGAUUCAUGACAAAUGGCUAAUGAAAAGUGCUUGCAGUGCAGAAGGAGCAAAGCAGGCAGUAGACCGCCUUCAGCUGAAGAGCUUCUGGGGACUCUUUCUACUAAGCGGCAUUGCUUGCUUUCUUGCUCUCAUUCUUCAUGUUCUUCGCAUGGUUCAACAGUACUACCGGCAUGUAGAUUGCGACAUUGAGAGCUCGCAAUCUACACGACGACUCAAGUCGUUUGUUUCAUUUGUAAAUAAGAGGGAACGAGAAGUGAAAAGCAGGUCCAAGAGAAGAAGGACAGAGAAUAAAGCCUCAAGUAAGGUAGUGCAUGAUCAAGAAUGCAGCAGUAGUGAUGGUUUGGAGCGGGAAGUUCAGCUUGACUAACUAGACGAGUGCUCUUGUACACUGCUUAGCAGUAAAGCCUAAACAUGUAUCCCUUAAAUUUCAACCAACUUUUAUCAAAGACUUAGGUGAUCAUCACAGAAUAAUACAUAUACAGGUGCCCUUUGUGCAGAUGUAAUCAAAUGUUAAAUACUAAACUAGCUGAGAUUG
Messenger RNA from Fragaria vesca subsp. vesca, 2322 nucleotides. RefSeq names its product glutamate receptor 3.6-like. NCBI's taxonomy places the organism in Eukaryota, Viridiplantae, Streptophyta, Magnoliopsida, Rosales, Rosaceae. Gene Ontology annotation, cellular component: plasma membrane. Gene Ontology annotation, molecular function: glutamate-gated receptor activity. The transcript has 6 exons. The record is from RefSeq and is a predicted model, not a curated record. Bases 1 to 2154 code for a protein of 717 amino acids.